CGUGUCGGGAAGGCGGCGCGGGAAGGUGGCUGGCGGGCCUGGCCCUCGGCGGCGGAGGGCGUCAUGGUGGGUGGGGAUGCCGCCGCGGCGGUGGAGGAGCUGGUUUCUGGGGUGCGGCAGGCGACCGACUUCGCCGAGCAGUUCCGCUCCUACUCGGAGAGCGAGAAGCAAUGGAAGGCCCGCAUGGAGUUCAUCCUGCGCCACCUGCCCGACUACCGCGACCCGCCGGACGGCGGCGGCCGCCUGGACCAGCUGCUGUCCCUCUCCAUGGUCUGGGCCAACCACCUCUUCCUGGGUUGCAGUUACAACAAAGACCUUUUAGACAAGGUGAUGGAAAUGGCUGAUGGGAUUGAAGUGGAAGACCUGCCACAAUUUACUACCAGAAGUGAGUUAAUGAAAAAGCAUCAAAGCUAAGACAGAAGAUCCAUCACAUUUUCAUUAUCAGCUACAGGCUAGAAAGGAAGAAUGUGACUUUGACCACAGAAGCUCUCUUACAACUCCUGGUAUUACCAACAUGUAGGGAAGAGGCAGUUGAAAUGAAAGUGGCAUUUUAAAAGGUCUCAUUCUUCCAGUAGCUAUCAUUGUAAAAGUAUGCAUGGAUAUUUAUGUAUUUAUAAAUCAUGACUUUUUAUUUUGUUUCUGAAUAUCAAACUUUUUGUUAAAAUGCAUAUUUUUUUUAUGUUGAUAUAAUAAUGGCAGGUAAUGGAUUUUAUACUUUGGAUUUCUCAACAAUGCACCUUUAAGUGUGAUUCUGGUCUUAUGGUCCUUUUUUCCCCCCCACAAACCAGACCCUUUAUUUCCUAUUGCUAUCUGAAGUUUACACCAUCCAUAUACUCCACAGUCACACACACACUCAUUUUUAAAGAGAUGAGAGAAUCAAACCAUAGGCUGCAAGUACCCAUCAGCUCAUGGGAAGAGGCAGCCUGCAAAAGAGCAUCUGAUCUUAUUUUUAAACUGACAAAAGAUUCCUUAGUUUGAUCCAGGCAGCCAGUUCAUCUGUAGAUUCUCUAGAACAGGGGUCCUCAAACUUUUUAAACAGGGGGCCAGUUCACUGUCCCUCAGACCGUUGGAGGACCGGUCUAUAGUUUAAAAAAAAACUAUGAACAAAUUCCUAUGCACACUGCACAUACCUUAUUUUGAAGUAAAAAAAAAAAAAAAACGGGAACAAAUACAAUAUUUGUAUUUGCAUGUGGCCCGCGGGCCGUAGUUUGAGGACCCCUGCUCUAGAAGGUCUCCGAGCUGCUGAGUAAAGGCCUCAUUUCCCCGCCCCCGGAGGGAGCCUUACGCUCUUGUCUUCUACUAGACUCGAGGAAUUGCCAAGCACAAAGAAAUUCUUUAUUGCAGUGCUGCUUUGCUCUGAAAUUUUGGUAUUUAUUUCCCCCUUUUAGUUAAUGUACCUAUUCUUUAUCCCUCUCCUGUUCCUCUUUCCUAUUUAGCAUCCACCAUUAAGUAUUUAUUCCAAGCAUAAGUACUGAGAGAGGGACAUCAUUUAGGAGACAGCAGUGUAAUAGCCAGUCACAGUAGGAUUCUCGCAUCAGGGUGCUUGGUCCUGAGGAUAGUAGUAAAUAAGACAGUGGAUCCUGCUUUAGUUUAACUUAUUGAAAAACCCAGGUACCUGAACAACCAGAAGUGCUAACGAGGAGAGCUGACUGUGGGAGCAUGGUGUCUGGUGGCAGAGAAAUGGGAUGACUCUUACCAUGGCUUAAUCCAGGCUGCACACCUUGGAUGGGCCUCAUCUUUGUGCAACUUUUAGCUCAUCUCUAGUGACCACUGGAGUGGACCAAGUUGGGAGAAACAAGAUCUCUGACCUAUAACUCUGGACAAGCCACUUCUUCCCUCCAGCCUUAUCUGAAAUGGAGAUCAUAGAAAUUACUACUACCAGAGCUAUGGCAAGGAUUAAGAUGGAGGGCCAAGCACAUGCUUAAUGAGCCUUAACCUCUUCAUUUUUUCAAACAUAGCCUAGUCUCUUUCAUUCUAAUUAUUUGUAGAAAUUUGUGAGGCUUAAAAGGCCAAAUUACAAAGUGGAAAGUCAGAGUGUGGUUAUUGCUUUUUAAAAAUGUUUUUGUUGAUUCUGGAGAGGGGAGAGAGAGAAAUAAAAAUUGGCUGCCUCCUGCACACCCCCUACUGGGGCUCGAGUCCACUACCUGGGCUUGUGCCCUGACUGGUAAUCAAACCUCAUGACUUCACUGUGCACAGGAUGACACUCAGCCAACUGAGCCACACCGGCCGGGGCUGAUUAUUCACUUUUAAAAUGCGUUUUUCCAUGGGUUUCUCAUGAUGCAUCCUUUUUUCUCUAGAAGAUAUAAUGUCCCAUUAAAUUAAUAAUAUCCCAUCAGGAAUAUAUCUAUUGCAUACAGCAAGCUUAAAUUGUAUACUGAUGGAUAAACUUCUCCACCUCCAUCCCCAUCAGUUUAUUUUUGAAGACUUUGCUAACCAAAAUCAAAUUUUCUAAUACCAUUUUCUGAUGCAUUUUUUCAUUAUUUCCUCAGUUUAAGCAGCUCCUUUUUCUUCUCAUCUUUAUGACUGAUAUGGCUAUCUUACCUACAAAAUUAAAUAAUAUUUUACAAUUUUA
Myotis daubentonii (Daubenton's bat) is the source of this 2572-nucleotide messenger RNA. It is a transcript of the gene XTBD1, whose product is annotated as CDKN2AIP N-terminal-like protein. NCBI's taxonomy places the organism in Eukaryota, Metazoa, Chordata, Mammalia, Chiroptera, Vespertilionidae. The record is from RefSeq and is a predicted model, not a curated record. The transcript is spliced from 3 exons. The coding region runs from base 64 to 414 and encodes 116 amino acids.